UUUAUUGCAGCUAUGCCGAGUAAGGUGGGCAAUGUAAAUCUUUCAAUUUGAUGGGUAAAUACCACGGUUGUUUUCCUGGGUUAAUUGCAUUCGGUAUAUAACAGUACAAACCACUCAAAAACAGAAGCACCCAUUUUCGUUCCACCAGCAAUGGGGAUCUCUCAAAUAGUAGGAAUAAUAUCGACAACACUAUUCUCAGUCUUCCUUUUUCUCAAAGGUAGAAUUAACCCAGUUCUACUCUUGCCACUAGUGCACGCUUUCACAGUGGGCUUUAUAGCAGCCAUUUGCGCGCACCCAUUACUGAAUCUGCCCUUGCUCUUUGGAAAAAACAGGAAGGGGAGUUUUCCAUGGUGGUCCUUGCUGCUUCAUUACCCAUAUCUAUUUUUUCUGCGCCUCUAUGUGAAGUUGAGGAGAAUGAUAACCAAGGAGCCAGUGUAUAAUGAGGUUUGUCCACAAUUAUAUGUAGGUGGGUGGCCCUGUUCUGCAUCAGAUAUUCCUCCAGGAGAGCCUGCAAUCAUAGAUUGCACAUGUGAAUUGCCUAAAAGCCCGUCUGUGGAUAAUAUGAAUCUUUCAUAUAUGUGCAUACCCACUUGGGAUACUCGCGCUCCUAGUCAUCAAGACAUUGAUUUAGCUGUUCGCUGGGCUGCUGGACAACGGUCCCAGAAUAGGCCUGUCUUAGUCCAUUGUGCUUUCGGACAUGGACGAAGUGUUGCCGUAAUGUGUGCUUUGUUAGUCACCUUAGGUCUUGCAGAAGACUGGAAAGAUGCAGAAAAAAUAAUAAAAAAAUGCAGACCUCGUAUUAACAUGAAUAUCAUGCAACGUAAGAGUUUGGAGAACUGGAGCAAAUUUCAAGCAAGGCCUAACAAACAGGUGGAGAGUUCAAAUGGAUCCUUUUGAUUUCUAUAAAAUAAAUAUAAUGAAGAUGAACUAAAAAAUAGCAAGCAAAGGAUUUCUUCAUCUAAGAUUUGCUUUAUAGAAUAAAUCGUUAACAUUUGAAUAAAAAAUAUCAAUAUAAACAAAGAAUUGUGUAUAGAUGCUUCUAACUGGGUUUUUGGCUCAAGCUCUAAUGGAAACUGUACAAACAUGAAGUGUUAAACUUACAUCAAUGUAACAAACAACUAUGAUAUUUGUUAUUUUCAUUUCUGUUGCAAUGGUCAGCCAUUGUAAAUUGCUGAUUGCUUGUUGCAGUAGGGCUGUGCAAUCUCUAGAAACAGCCAAUUUUCUUGAUGCAUGUUGGAUCUAAACUCGGGUUUGGUGCUUUGUAAAGAUUAUGGACUCCAGAAGAGGUUCAUUCUACAAUUCGUUCUUUCUUUUUAAAUAUAGCAAAUCUUUGUCUCCA
Messenger RNA from Cryptomeria japonica (Japanese cedar), 1339 nucleotides. RefSeq lists its product as uncharacterized. Bases 151 to 897 code for a protein of 248 amino acids. Lineage: Eukaryota; Viridiplantae; Streptophyta; Pinopsida; Cupressales; Cupressaceae. Gene Ontology annotation, molecular function: protein tyrosine/serine/threonine phosphatase activity. Gene Ontology annotation, biological process: protein dephosphorylation. The transcript is spliced from 2 exons. The record is from RefSeq and is a predicted model, not a curated record.